Mytilus californianus (California mussel) is the source of this 6840-nucleotide messenger RNA. RefSeq names its product NACHT domain- and WD repeat-containing protein 1-like. Bases 93 to 5306 code for a protein of 1737 amino acids. Gene Ontology annotation, molecular function: protein binding. The transcript is spliced from 30 exons. The record is from RefSeq and is a predicted model, not a curated record. Lineage: Eukaryota; Metazoa; Mollusca; Bivalvia; Mytilida; Mytilidae.
UUCACCCGUAAAUAUAAUUUAUAAUUAGACAUGUUUUCUUUAGAAUGGAAUAUCUGAUGAAUACCCGGUACGAAAAGUGUUCUUGAGAGACCAUGGGGUCCGGCAGUUCUAAAGCCUCAAGUGCAGCCUCUACAUCUGAAAGGACAGAGAAUAAACAGCCCUUGUCAAAGACAGUCCAAAAAAGUAGUAAGCCAGCUCCUCAGCAGAAUGGUGGACAAGUCAAUGGACAAUCAAGCAACCAACAAACAAGUACAUGUACAGUAAAAGAUAAAAAAUCAACAGUUCAAAAUGGCCGUCCUGCAUAUGAUAAGGAAAAGACAGAUUUUGAACUUGCAAAGAAAAGGAUAUCAACCGCUGUUAGUCGGAAGGCACAUGUCCAGAAAAAGUUUAGCCGUGGUUUUAGCAUGGCAAAAAUUCAGGCGAAGAAAGAGAAAUGUACAAGUAAUCCAAUAUUGUUGGGAGAUAUCAAUCAACAUUUUCCUCCCACUGCCAAAAUCGUCAGAAUAUUUACCAGUAGUACUUUUACAGAUACAAAAUAUGAAAGAAAUUCUUGGAUGGUUCAUUCCUAUCCCAGAAUUCAAUCUUUUUGUCGUGACCAUGGUUACGAGUUCCAGGUUGUUGAUAUGAGAUGGGGAGUCAGAGAUGAAGCUGCAGAUGACCACAGCGCUGUAGAUCUUUGCCUCAAGGAAUUGGAACAAUGUCAAAAACUGUCAACUGGUCCCAAUUUUGUGAGCCUAUUGUCUCACAAGUAUGGAUACAGAAAUCUCCUAAAACAGAUUGAAGCAAAAGAAUUUGAACAAUUGUUACAAGCCAUUGACUCUACAGAAGAUAAAGAACUGCUAACAAAAUGGUAUAAGAGAGAUGACAAUGCUGUACCACCAGUUUAUGUUCUCCAAAGAAUCAGUACACAACUUCCUGAUUUUAUCUCCUCCAAUGUCGAUGAUAAAAAUAAAGCCAAAGCAAUAUGGUGGAUACACAGUGAUAAAAUGCAGGAUCUUUUAGCUGCUACUGCAGAAAAAUGUCUUGGGCCUGAAAAAGCUAGAAAUUAUUUGGUGUCAGUAACAGAAAGAGAAGUACAGAUGGGAUUAUUAGACAUUAAGCAUCCAGAGACAUGCUGUAUAUGGUUUAAACGUAACAUAGAGAAAAUUGAAGAUGACAUACCAUCAAAACCAUUGUCAAGAUAUAUAGAUUGUCUUGGUGAGGAAGAAAAAUGGAAGAAAUCUAGAAAGCUUUUGUCAGAACUUAAGGAGGAGAGAAUGUCAAAAGUUCUUCCUUCCAAGAAUAUUGUACAGUAUAAUGUAAAUUGGAAACCUGGAGAGGGAAGCUAUAAAAGAGGAAUAGAUCCAGAAAACAAGGAACAUGCUAAAUAUUUAAAGCAGAUCAGUGAAGACCUGGUAACCUACAUGCAGGAUAUGAUAGAUAGAGCUAUCAAGGAAAGGGAAAAGCAGGAACUAGUUGAUCCUUUGCUAGAAGAGUGUAAGCAGCAUAUAGUAUUCUGUCAGGAAAAAUGUCAUGGUUUCCAAGGACGGGAGGAUAUUUUAAAAAGAAUAAAAGCCUAUGUAACAGGGAAUUCAGAAAAUCCGUUAGUGAUACAUGGAUUUUCUGGCUGUGGUAAAACUUCCAUUAUGGCUAUGGCUGCUAAACUGACAAAAUCAAUCUGGAAAAAGCAGGCUGUAGUUUUAUGCAGAUUUAUAGGUACAACACCAGACAGUUCAACAAUAGGACCAUUACUUAAAAGUCUGAUAUUACAGAUUCGUCAGACAUAUGGUCUAGAUAAAGCUACUUCAGAGGAAAUUUUUCAUGACGUUGAGAGCAUUGAGGAACUUAAGGAGGACUUGAUAACAUCCUUAGGAUUACCUCUAACAGAUGUACCUCUAGUUAUCUACCUCGAUUCUCUGGACCAGUUAGAUACUGCCAAUGGUGGCAGGAGUUUAUCAUGGCUACCAGAAGAGUUUUCUGCCAGUGUUAAGAUUGUAGUGUCCACAUUAGAGGACAGGCAAUAUGAAGCAUUUCCUAAACUUAAAACCAUGCUUCCAGAUGAGAAUUUUGUCCACAUUCCAGAUCUUUCUGUCCAAGAUGCCAAAUCCAUUAUACAGAGCUGGUUACAGUCCCAGCAUCGUAUUCUAACAUCAACACAGAAUGAUAUUGUUGUUAAAGCUUUCAAUAAGUGUUCACUAGCAUUGUUUCUAAAGCUCAGUUUAGAUGAAGCCUGUCAAUGGAGUUCUUUCACACCACCUAAUCAGAAUGUAUUACAGAAAACCGUUAGAGACAGUAUAAAUAGUUUGUUUCAUCGGCUAGAAGUCAGAUAUGGAGAUUUAUUUGUCAGCAGGACUCUGGGUUAUGUAACUAUAGCCUUGAAUGGUUUGUCUGAAACAGAAUUGGAGGAUAUAUUGUCAUGUGAUGAUGAUGUCCUUAAUGAUCUUUACCAGUAUUGGACUCCACCAAUCAGACGUCUUCCACCUCUUCUCCUUGUUAGAUUAAAAACAGAUUUACAGCAAUAUUUAGUGGACAGAGGUGCAGAUGGUGUAAGAGUGAUAUACUGGUAUCAUCGACAGUUUAUUGAGGCUGCCCAGGAUAGAUAUUGUACUAAAGGGAAACAGUCAUUAUUACAUUCUGCUCUAGCUGAUUUUUUUGCAGGAACAUGGUCCAAUGGGAACAAGAAGCCAUUUGAAAAUACAAAAAAUAAAACAAAAGGUAUAGAGGAUAGACUUGUUACAGCUCAGCCUUAUAAAUUUAAAGAUUCCUACAACUAUAGGAAACUAGGGCACUUACCUUACCAUAGGAUAAAAGCAGGACAACUGGAAAAAGCGAAAUCUGAAUGUCUGUGUAACUUUAAAUUUUUACAGACCAAGCUUAUAGCAAUGACAUACAGGAAUGUGUUCAGAGAUCUGAAUCUUGCCAGGAAUACUUUUGAAAAUGACAAGGAGAUAUCUUGGAUUACAGAUGCCUUUAAAUUGUCUGAAUAUGCCCUUUCAUAUGAUCCUUAUCAACUGGCUCCACACAUGAUUGACAGAUUGUCAAAAGAAAAAAUUGUCAGUGGUUUCAUUGAGCAGUGCAGACAGAGUGAUAUCCCUUAUUUGGCCAGUAGUGAUGAAGUCCUUUUAAAGCCUGGUGGAGAAUUGAUCCAUACUAUGACAGGACAUACAUCUGUAGUUAAAAGUCUGGAUGUAACUGCUAAUGGUAGUACGGCAGUCACAUGUGGACAGUUUGGAGAUGAUGUUAUCAGAACAUGGUCUUUAAAGGAGGGCAAACUUCAGAAAGAGUAUGACAACUUACCUACAGAUCCGGAGAAAGCUUAUUUCGCUGACAAGUAUAAAAAAGUACUCAUUCAUUACCGUGGUCAAGUAGUAAUCAUCAAUAUUGCUAAUAACACACGGGAAAAAGUGCAAAUUCCAAACAUGUGUCAGCUUUGUGUUUUUGGACCAGACAAGUCAAUAUUUGGAACAUUCAUAUUCAGGGAUUGCACUUUCUAUAACACUGCUGAUGGGAAGCUGAGGGAGAAAGUUUCAUUUGAUAAAACAGAAGAAAAUUUGUUUGACAUAAGGUCUUGUACUUCAGCCACAUCAAAUUAUGUAGCAUUAACUAAUGCCACAGAGGAUGAAUUCUAUGUAAUCAAUAUCACUACCAAAGAAUUGUCUUCCAGUAAACGUGAGACCACAGAAUCGUACACGGUUGAUGCCAUAGUCAUCACACCAAGCCAAAAAACAGUCAUCUGUGCCUCGUUCCUGGAAUCAACUAUUAGACUACAUGACAUAAAAACACUGAAAAUCUUAAAGCAGAUUAAAACUAGAGAUGAGCCAUAUGAAGAGAUAAGUAAUUUCCAUGUGACAAGAGAUGGCAAAUAUUUGUAUUUCCCUUGCUACAGAGAGGUCAUAAUGAUUAAUCUGAAAGAAGAGACGGAAACAAGGAAAUUCCGGAGCCAUCCUGAUUCGAUCACUGACGUAUAUAUUUACUCUGAUGACAGAGCAGUAACAAUUACCCAGGAUCCUAUAGUGAGAUUGUGGGAUAUGUCCGAAACUAACAAAGCCAGUGAUAAAGAUAAACCUUUACAGAACCAUCGUAUUGUGCAAUUUAAACCCCUACCAAACUUAAGACAUGUAGUUGUGAUUGGAAACCCAGAUUCUACACAGACUGAGGAUUACUACAUGUAUGUGUAUGACCUUGUAGAAAAAUCUAUUGUGCAGUCAACAGAACUGGAUGAAGGUUCACAUCUACUUGAAGUUAUAGAUGACAACACUGUACUUGUACUACCAAUGAGUCUGAAGCCAAAGACCAUUGAUUUACAAACAAUGACAAUUAAAACUGUAUUCCAAGGCAGAGUCUGUGACAGAUGUAAACUAUAUAAAAUGACAAAUGAUGGAAAAGAGUUUAUAUGUGUAUCAAGAGGAAGAAGGAAUAUCAAGGUGUAUAGUACCACAACUGGCAAAGUGAUUAAAAUACAUAAAUCACCAGCUGACAAAGACCACAGAAUCGAUAACUUCUUUACCAAUAAAAGUGGAAGUACUAUUGUGGCCAAAGCAGAUGAAAGUUUUAUUAUAUUUGAUACAGUAAAUGGUAGAACUUCUACUGUCACACCAAAAGAUCUGAAAAUGGAAGUACUAUCAUAUGUAGCUGCAGUAUGUCCUAAUGGCAAUCAUGUUGUUCUCUCUGCAUGCAAGAUUGUUUCAACCGAGGAAUGGGAAAGUGAACCUAUUGGCUUUCUCUGGAACGUUCAAACAGAGAAGUCACUUCAGUUGGUGGAUUCAGUUUACCAUAUGAAAUAUAAAAGGAUAGAAAGUCCUUUAUCGGUAGCAUUAGAUGAGGUGCAGUUCCUGGACGAUGAGAAAGUUGUGUCUGCCCAUGAUGAUUAUAUCAUUAGAAUAUGGGAUAUUGAAAGUGGAAAAUUGGUGAAUAGAUUAACAGGGCACAGUAGACAGGCCAUGUUAACAGUACCAUAUGAUGGACCUUACUUCUUGUCUUAUGGAUUUAUGGAUGAAGAAGUCAUCAAACUCUGGGACAGGAAUAACUUUAAGUGCCUUUCAUCAUUUAAAUUUGACACAACUCUUGGGAAGCUUAAUUUUUGUGGAGACAAUGAAACAUUUAUAACAUCAACAGAUAAUCCUGUGAACAUUGUACACUGGAGUUUACAUGGACAAGGAAAUGCUGCCAAAGCUUUAAAGGAUUAUCCUAAAAUACAAAGGAAAAAUUAUAAUAUACAACUUGAGAUUGAAACUGAUGGAGACAUGGAAGUUGAACCUGAUGACCCAGAUACUGACCCUGAAGAACAAGAGGAUAGUGAAGAAGAAUGCAGUGAUUUAGAAUAUUAGAAAUUCUCUUUUGAAACAUGAAUUAUUCCUUGCAUUUUUUUAUUUAUUUUUGAGUCAUGUACAGUAUAUAUAUUAUAAAAUCUUCAGUUAUAGUCAGAUAUAAUCAUCUUUGGGAAUUGGAAAUUAUAUCUUUUAUAUGUUUCAAGCAUUUGCACUUUUGUGUAAAACAACAAUGAGUAAAAUUCUAGAAGUCAAGUACUGUGGUUUUAUUAUUUUUUGUGGGAUACCAAUUUUGGGUGAAUUUCUUAGGUAUAGGUAAACCACGAAUUCAAAUAAAACUAAAAAGUAAAAAUUUCUAUAUAUUUAUAUUUAUGUCUGUUCAUCCGUCCAAUCAGGACAAAGGUUUUGAUUAAGGUAGUUGACCAUGAAGUUGUGGUCACUUCAAUUUGAGAGUUACUACAUUAUGAUGUUAACUUUUUGAAUACAUGCCACAGUUAAAUGAACAUGGAAAUGUGAUAGUGUAUGGAUACAUAUUCUAGUUUGAUUUGUCCAUAAUAAAACAUCUGAUAAUUAAAAUUUAUGUGAAAUUAAUCCCGUCAAUUCAAAUUAAUACAAGUGACAUAUGCUUGUAUAUAACAUUUCUAUUGUUGAAUUAACAAAAGUUGUACUAAUCAUAAGAGUGACCUCAACUGAAAGAUGUGGAAAGCUUGAGCUGAAUAGGGCUGGUCCAUAUACAUUGUAUUAUCUGAAUAAGUAUAAACAGAAUUGGACAUUGAUGUUUAUGAACUUUACAAAAUUUAUUUUGUAAAUAUUUAUAUAUAAGAAUCAUUUAAUCAAUUUUACAAGACAUUUUGUUUGUGCAAUAUGGUGCAUUACUAAUUUUUAUAAUGUAUAGAAAUGUUCAAAACUGGAACCUUUCAGUAGGUUCUUUACACAAGACUGAAAUUUGAUAGACUAUUUACCUCAGAGUGUGAAAUACUGUAGAAACAUUCAUUUUCUUUGGCUUUAGAUUUCCUGUUUUUCUCUCUAAAUUCAAUUUCAUAGGGAUUAAUUUUGUGUAUUUCAGUAGGUGAAAGUAAAAUUCAUUGUAGAUUAAAAUUUUGUUGGGGGUUUAAUUUUUGUGGAUGAUAUUUCACUAAAUUAAAACAAAAAACAAAAGACAUCAGGAUAUAAAUAAUUGGCAUUACUGCACACACAAGUCAAACUAUUUCAAAAUGUAGUUAAAUUUUCCUGCAUUUGUAUCAUAAUUCACAUUUUAAGGUAAAUGGGACACCAUAGUUGUGUAUUUUAUUGUUAACAAAAACACUUCAGUGAGUGGUAUCUAAAUGUUAUUCCAUGUACACAGUGUUAUGUGUAAAAUAUGAUUAAUUGCAUUUUAAUCAACAAUUUAUCCAACAGAUAACUGUGAUACUUUUUCAUGCUGUCCAUUUAUAAUAACUGUAAAAUAUUGUUAUUUAUAUAUAUCUAUAGAUAUAGUUGACAAAAAUUUGGGUAUUUGUCAAGUUGUAUUUGAAUUUGUUAUUUAUAGAAAAUUUAUUGUCUGUUAUUUCUUUUAUGUUACUUUGUACUUUUUCAAUAAAACUUUUUGCAGGUA